Molecule: messenger RNA, 2262 nt
Organism: Etheostoma cragini (Arkansas darter)
Lineage: Eukaryota; Metazoa; Chordata; Actinopteri; Perciformes; Percidae
Gene: chrna6
Product: cholinergic receptor, nicotinic, alpha 6
Exons: 8
Coding region: 442-2013 (523 amino acids)
Biological process (GO): regulation of membrane potential; monoatomic ion transmembrane transport; signal transduction
Cellular component (GO): neuron projection; synapse; postsynaptic membrane
Molecular function (GO): transmembrane signaling receptor activity; acetylcholine-gated monoatomic cation-selective channel activity
Source: RefSeq, a predicted model, not a curated record
GAGAGACUAUUAUUCUACUAUCGACCUAAAAAACUUACCCAUGGUGAGUGCAACACUUGCCUGUAGUUACUAGAGCCCAGUGCCAAACACUCCCCCUGAAUAUAGGCUCACUGUUUUUAUGUUAUUAAAUGAAUGCUUCCUUCCUGUCAUGCACGGAAUUUAAUGACGUCUAUUAUCCUUCAAAGCAAGUGUUGGGCGGCUCUUCUCUCCCUGUGUGGAGUCCGUAUUCAUGCGACAGAGGGGAGCUUUGAGCGCAUAGGGGAGGGACGAACGAAGUGAAGUUCGGAUCAGAUCAGGAAGGUGCGCACCGGGAGAGCGCGACAGACGGCACCAGGGGAGAGACGCGCGUUUUCGUGCCAUUACGCAUUAUUUCUCUUGAUCAUUAAUUGAUAGAGAUCAUUAAAGAAAGUGAAGGGGAUCCUCAAGCCAUAGGGGGGAGAGAUGGAGCCGGCGGCGAGAUGGACUUUGCUGCUUCUCCUCGUGGGUUUGAUAGCGCGAGACUGCUUUUCAUCCAAGGCAGAGGACCGGCUCUUCAGGAAACUGUUCAGAAGAUAUAACCAGUUCAUCAGACCAGUGGAGAAUGUGUCUGACCCCGUCACUGUGGAGUUUGAGGUCUCCAUCUCGCAGCUGGUCAAAGUUGAUGAGGUGAAUCAGAUCAUGGAAACAAACCUAUGGCUCAGACAUAUUUGGAACGACUACAAGCUGCGAUGGAUGCCGGCGGAAUUUGACGGAAUUGAGUUCAUUAGAGUUCCAUCGAACAAGAUCUGGAGACCCGACAUUGUACUCUACAACAAUGCUGUAGGUGAUUUUCUGGUGGAGGAUAAGACCAAGGCUCUGCUGAAGUUUGAUGGUACCAUCACCUGGGUUCCUCCAGCCAUUUUUAAAUCUUCUUGCCCCAUGGACAUCACCUAUUUCCCCUUCGACUAUCAGAACUGCUCCAUGAAGUUUGGCUCCUGGACUUAUGAUAAAGCCAAGAUUGACCUGGUACUAAUUGGGUCUAAGGUGAACCUGAAAGAUUUCUGGGAGAGUGGCGAGUGGGAAAUCAUUGACGCUCCAGGCUACAAGCAUGAUAUCAAAUACAACUGCUGUGAGGAGAUCUACCCAGACAUCACCUACUCCUUCUACAUCCGGCGCCUGCCACUCUUCUACACAAUCAACCUCAUCAUCCCCUGCCUCCUCAUCUCUUUCCUAACAGUGCUGGUUUUCUAUCUCCCGUCUGACUGUGGAGAGAAGGUCACGCUCUGUAUCUCCGUCCUGCUCUCCCUCACUGUGUUCCUGCUCGUUAUCACCGAGACCAUCCCCUCCACGUCGCUGGUCAUCCCGCUCAUUGGAGAGUAUCUGCUCUUCACAAUGAUCUUCGUCACGCUCAGCAUCGUCAUCACUGUGUUCGUGCUAAACGUACACUACCGCACGCCAAUGACCCACACUAUGCCGGAUUGGGUGCGCUCCGUGUUUCUCAGAGUGCUGCCGAGGAUCAUGCUGAUGCGGAGACCGAUUGACGAAGACAGCAAGGCUGGGGGGUUGGACAGCAGUGGGGAGGCAGGAGGAGCUGGAGGGGGAGGAGGAGGCGGAGGAGGGAAAGGAGGGAAGAAAAGAAAGAAUAGCUUGAUGCAGCAGGUGGGAGGAGGAUCCCUCAACUGUCUGGAGUUUGGGGACAGUAAGUUCUCAUCUGUGGAAGGCGGCACUGGGAAGAAAGGCCCUUGCCCCUGCCAGAAUGGGAAGGAGACCCCAGAAACACCAGACAUGGGGAAAAUAACACGUCAGCUGAGUCCACAGAGCAUCAACACGGUGGUGGCCUUUUCUGUGGUCUCACCUGAAAUCAAACAGGCCAUUGAGAGCGUCAAGUACAUCGCUGAGAACAUGAGGAGCCGCAACAAGGCCAAAGAGGUGGAGGAUGACUGGAAGUAUGUUGCUAUGGUGAUCGAUAGAAUCUUCCUUUGGGUGUUUGUGACCGUGUGCGUUGUGGGUACUGUGGGUCUCUUCCUCCAGCCGCUUUGUGGCUUUGUCUCCUAACUGACAAUCAAUCAGGGUUCACUGUUGCCCUGUGCCGACCAAUCCUGAACAAGGGACUAACUCUCCGUUCUCAGUUGACCAAUCAGAAUACAGAGUUUUAAGUCCUAAAGCACUAUUGGUGUGCUGGUUUUGCUUCUUGCCUAUUGCAGUGAACAGUAGCAACAGAAAAGUUGAGAAAAAGGGUUUCAUAUUUUAAGAUUGGCUGGUAAACUGUGUAACUGAUACAUAACGCCUUCAUUUAUGCUUAUU